AAGCCAAAUCCUCCACCAUCAUCAUGUUUUCAUCCUUGCAGGGGGAGGGAGGGUUGACUACGAGGCAAAGUGGGGGGAGAGACAGACACACACGGGGCCUAGUCGCCACAUCUUUUCAUGCGAAGAAGCUGUGCCGCUAAACCACCCGUUUUUGGUUUCCCAAAACGACUCCGGCCCGGGCCUCAGUCCGCGGUCUAGAGUUUGAUAGCGGGCUGUGUGAGACGGAAGCACGUCGGUGUAUUGCUGCCAGACAGCCCCUGUGCCCCAACCACCAUCAUGGGCGACAGCAGAGAUUCCCGCAGCCCGGACAGUUCGUCUGUCUCCUCCCCUCCAUCAGGCCAACGCUCGCCCCCUCUGGUUCCUUCAGCUGCAGCUUCCAUGACCUCUCUUCCUCCCAUCACCUCCGCUGGGGUCAACAGCCCCAUCAGUAGCAUCGGCUCUCCCUUUUCCGUCAUCAGCUCCUCACUGGGCUCGCCCUGUCUCCCUGGCACGCCAUCGGUGGGCUAUGGCCCCAUCAGCAGCCCGCAGAUCAACUCAACAGUGUCCAUGUCAGGGCUCCAUGCAGUAAGCAGCUCUGAUGAUGUGAAACCUCCACUGGGCUUGAAGCAGCUGUCGUCUCACAACCCAGGGCCAAUGCUUUCCCAGAAACGCCUUUGUUCCAUCUGUGGAGACAGAUCCUCUGGUAAGCACUACGGUGUCUACAGCUGUGAGGGCUGCAAAGGCUUCUUCAAGCGAACAGUGCGCAAAGACCUGACCUACACCUGUCGGGACAAUAAAGACUGUAUGGUGGAUAAGAGACAGAGGAAUCGCUGUCAGUACUGCCGCUACCAGAAGUGCCUGGCUAUGGGCAUGAAGAGAGAAGUGGCCAAGAUGAACGACAGAUCUGUCCAAGAGGAACGGCAAAGGAAUAAGGAACGAGACGGUGAGGUGGAGUCGACUAGUGCAGUGAAUGAGGAGAUGCCUGUGGAAAAGAUUUUGGAAGCAGAGAUGGCUGUAGAGCAGAAGACAGAGCUUCAUGCAGAUGGAAGUUCAGGUGGCAGCUCUCCCAACGAUCCUGUCACCAACAUCUGUCAGGCAGCAGACAAGCAGCUCUUCACCUUGGUGGAGUGGGCCAAGAGGAUCCCUCACUUCUCUGAGCUGCCCCUGGAUGACCAGGUCAUCCUGCUACGUGCAGGCUGGAAUGAACUCCUGAUUGCAUCGUUCUCCCAUCGCUCCAUCUCCGUGAAGGACGGGAUUUUACUGGCCACCGGCCUGCAUGUCCACAGGAACAGUGCUCACAGUGCAGGCGUUGGAGCCAUCUUUGACAGGGCGCACAAUGCCGAGGUUGGGGCCAUAUUUGACAGGGUUUUAACAGAGCUUGUAAGCAAGAUGAGAGACAUGCAAAUGGACAAGACCGAGCUGGGCUGCCUUCGAGCCAUCAUCCUCUUCAACCCAGAUGCCAAGGGUUUGUCCAACCCCAGCGAGGUGGAGCUCCUGAGAGAAAGGGUUUAUGCGUCUCUUGAGGCAUACUGCAAACAGAAAUACCCCGAUCAGCAGGGCAGGUUUGCAAAGCUCCUCCUCCGGCUCCCAGCACUGCGCUCCAUUGGUCUAAAGUGCUUGGAGCACCUGUUCUUCUUUAAACUGAUUGGUGACACGCCCAUUGACACCUUCCUGAUGGAGAUGCUAGAGGCGCCUCACCAGCUCACCUAGAGGAGCCAGGUUCGGUCCGGUCAGGAUCCAGUGCACACCAGGAUUACCGGCACGUUGCCCCGUGUUGGGUCGUUGGCUCUUUUCGUUGGGCCUCACUUAACUGCAGCACCUGCUGGUUUAAAUGUACCGGCUCUCACACUUGUAUACACACACACAAACACACACACACACACAUAUUCCCUGUCACCGGUUAAUUAUCUUCACACAUGCACAUGCAGGUCUUUCCUUGCAUGCAUGAAUUGACAUACAACAUAGCUAAUACACAGAUGAUAUGGCUCUGAAUGAGUGGUAUGCUAAUACGUAGGCAUACUUAAAGAAACACACACACAUAUUCACCAUCUUUUCCCAUACUUGGUUUUCCACAAUAGGGGUUACGAUUCAAGGAAUAUAUGCCCUUUUUAUCACACAUAUACAGUAAAUGUCUUAAUUUUAAGUUAGCCUUCAGUUUUCACAUCUUCAUCUCACAGUGGGUUUUUGCUUCUGCGUAACUGGUAUACUUCCCCUGUUUUUACUUGGGUUACUUAGUUACACUGCUAGCUGCACCUCUGUAUGUAAUAUCCAUCACUAGCCGGUUAGUUAUUCUUGUAUGGUUUUAGCUUAAAAUCAGGUGCAUAGCAUUUCAAUCAACUGUCCACCACCAAACAAAUCCCUUCUUAUUGGUCAGCAGGUGUCCAGUAAUGGACAGGCAGAAUCACUCUCCCAGUUAGUUCAUCCAAUCUUGUAAACAUUGAAUAUUUUAUGCUUUUUUGAAUAUUCAUGCUGAAACUUGUUUGAGUUUCUAUUUUGAAGUACUGUACUCAUGAAAUGAGAGCUUUUUCCAAGGCAUUGAAAUCCAGGAAAAAGGGGCUGGGAGCACUUUGUUGAGCAGACAAACUUAGUCCCUCCCACCCUGAUGCGCACAGCGGGCUUUGUAAGACAAGAAGAAUGACUUGAAUUUUUUUUUUUUUUUUUUUUUUUUAAGUUUUGAUUUUAUCCUUUUCUCUACUUUGGCAGUUGGUUGGCAUUUUAAACAGCUUGAGGCUCACAGGAAGUACAGCUUCAUGCAAGACAAAAUAGUAUUUGUUUCUCUUUUAUCUUCUGUUCCCCCAAAUCCUCCCUUUGCUGGUGGUCAUUUAUGCACUUUUGUGAGUUGUAACUGUGUAAAUGUUCCUGUUUUCUUAGAAAUGACCAUCUUUUCUCAGACACCUAAGACGAUGUUGAAGGUACUACGUGUAGGGUUUUCUCAUUAUUGCAUCAUUGUCAAAUCAGACGUUUGAUUUGUAAUUGAACUUGCCAAAUAAUUGGCCACUUCCUGUUCAAAAGAACCAGGUUUUGGCAAUUAACACACUACCAGUCAAAUGGUUGAAUAUUGUGGCUGGCAGCAGCUAUGUUAGUCUGUCCCUAACACCCAGUAAAAGUCUAUUAUUCCUGAUAGGUUGCUCUGUAUUCCAAAAAAUCUUAUUUGUUUCAGCUGUCCUUUGGCAAUUGAGAAAAAUUAUUUUCUCUGCUGUCUGUAACUGGUCAGCCGGUAUCUAAGCUGUGUGGCCGAGUAAAAAAAUAAGUCUGGUGUUUGAACCCUGUGCCCAGCAGAAGUGUCCUUGUGCAAGAUAUUUAAGCAGUUUGAGAUGCUGCACUCUGUGCUCUGUCAAAUUAGGUGGAAAAGCUGAUUUUAUGUAGCAGAGAUGAGAAGUGUAAAGACCAGCUGAAAUGAUUUCAUUUCACCUGGUUGUUAAUCAGUAUUUUAAUUAGGCUUAUCUGCAAUACAGUGUGUUUGGUUAUGGAACAAUUCACAGAUUUUUGAAUUACAAAGGAGCUUUUGUAUGUUUUGUUACUGUAAUGCAAUAGUGAAAUUAUUAGUGCUAUAUAAUGGAAAUCCUACACGUACUACCUGCAGCUUUGGAAACUUUAUUCAGCGUGUAUUGGCUCAAUGCUUGCAACUUUUGUACAGUAGAUGUAAAUAAUAAAAAAGAAACCACCAGAGGAGUCAUGCAGAAACAAAGGCCUGCUCACACUUGUGAAGGUGAAAUAUGUGGCUCCAACAAAAGAAUUUAAAAGCUCUAUUUUCUGCUGUUGAAUCAACCCCCUGUGUGAUGACGUCACCAUGAAACCGUUUUUGAGCCCAGGGCCAAACCACACCUCACUGCUGCUUUUGCACCAACUUCUGCCAAUGUUUCCUGUUGUUCUUGGCAACUGAUUGGCUGAAUUUCAUUGACAAUGGCACUUGACAUUUACUGUGAUUGAAAUUUGUGGGCAACUGAAUCUGAGCAUUGCAGUGAGAAGUCAAAUGCAGCUACCAUGUGAUCAGGAGAUACAAAGCAAACUAUGAAUUAAACCGUCUACACUUGCUCAAAGAUGAGCAAUACUGGGGUACACAUAAAGAUUUAUUACCGUUUUUUGUUAGUAAAGUAUUUAAAAGAGUGUUGACAUUCUGAGGUAUAUUUAGCCUUCUUGUUAGUCACCACAUUUACUAGAAAUUAGAAACGUACAUUUUGCAGUAUCAUUCUACAGGGAAGAGGUAUAGCUGUCCUCUACCAGGUGCUAAAUAAAUAAUAUGGUCUUUUAGUUUAAGACUUGCACAUUUACAUCAAUGCAAACACAGUAUGCAAGUACACAGACAAAUCAGACAGCCAUUGUCCACUCAUUGAACAGGUCUGCUUAAGAUGUAGAUUUCCCUCUUAGAUUUCUUUCUUUUUGUUAUUUUAUGACCCCUGACUUUAUUGCAGAGUCCCAGCUAUUGAAAAUGAACACCAGCUAAGUGCUUGUACAUUUUGGCUGUGGCUGAUAAGUCUUUGUACUUUACCAGACACAGUCAGGGCCUUUUGUAUUUUAGAAAGUAGUUGGGCUGGUGGAAGGAAUGAAGGUAGCUGUUGAAUUUUUGUGUCCACCAGCUACUUUGAUCAGAAUGAGCAACGAGCUUCCUGCCCUGCAGAUAGUCCAAAUAAGUUCUUCUCAGAGAGGAUCCUUUGCCUCCCCCAUGUGAUGUGGACUUGGAGGCUGGCAGUUAGAUGACCUGUAAGACAGGUGGUUUUCUCUAACAUGUCAAUAAGUUGGUCUAACCUUAGAGUUUGGUGUUGUUUCAGUUUUUCUCCAUCCAUGCAUACAUAGUCAACUCAACAAAGUAGUCUCCAGAUGUCCAUUCAUUUCCUACACACAGAGAAAAGUCAGCCCCUCAUUCGUCAUUGCUGCGUCAUUUCGGUGUUUGUUGGCAAAGAAAAGCAAGUUGGUGGCGACCUUACGAUUUAGGUGACAAGCACCAACAUCUGCCAGCGUUCUUGUACUGUACAUGCUGCGAUACGGUCUCAGUGCUUUAUGGCUUGGUUUGGAUUAACUAAUACUAGCAGUCUGAGUUUUGAGACUUCAGUGCAGAGGAUUUUGUGGCCGUCAGGCUUUGAGAUCCGCAAUCUGGAUUAGAGCUCAUCUCUCCUAAAACAGUUGGGCUAUGGAAUGAAGUUUGUAAAUGCAACCCAACUUGAGCUUUUCCCCCCGUCUCUCAGAACAUAGGCUGACUUUAGGAUGUGUACUUUUGUAAAUAAUCUCACCUUUUGUUAGGUCGACAUCUCAGCAACUUUCUCUGCAGGAUUUUAUUUUUGGAGCUUCCUCUGUUGAAUGUUUAAGCCUGCUGCUACUGCAUCAUGUUUAUAGCUGGGGAUGGGAAUGAUUACACAAUCAGUCAAGAGCUGGAGCAUCCGCUAGUUGACAUUAAAAUACUAGUCAUAUACACAGCUGAUGGAGCAAAUGCCAUCUUUGUUGAUAAUUCAUCAAGAAGUCAAAAUAUGCAACUUGUGUAAACAUAUUGUGGUACCAUGGUUAAACAGUUGUCAUGCAAUAUGUGCAUUGUGUUUCAUUGCAUUUGUAAAUUCAGCUUAGUCUGUUACAUAAGUUCAUAAUAAUUGGCAGUGAAAGUAUUUAGAAUUCUCAUCCCUCCAUUUAACAGCAAUGCAUAUAAGUUUUGCUAUGCCAUUUCUAUAUUUCUUUAUAUUUUGCUAUGAGCUUAGGUCAUUUAGAGAAUGAGAAACAGAUACAAUAAAAACAAAAAGAAGCUAUACAGUCAGUGCAGGUUCUGUAUGCUAAGCCACUUUAAGCUUUGCUGAUCAGGCAGACUGUUUUAGCAAGAGCCGGUGGUUGGGUAUUUCCGUUUUUUUUUGUUUUUUUUUAGCAUUUGUUAUAGGGUAUGUGUGGCCACAUGCGUAUGGAAUCUGUCUGCAGCUACAGCUUUUGACUGGCAGAUACUGUAGCUUUGGCUGUGAUGUGCUGAGCGCUGUUGAAAUGAUUUGUUGAGCAAAAUAAUGAAAGGAUGCACAGAGGAAAAGGAGCCAGGCUGGAGGGGUAAUUAACUCGCCCGUUGACCUGAUGCUUUAUCAACACAACCCAGCCUCCUCCUUUCCUUCACUUUGCCCCGUUUCCACUGCUUUACUUUAAAGUUAACAAAUGCUUAUUCACUCACCCAUGUGGGCUGAAAAUUACUGGCUUUGCAUUGGAAUGGACUUGUAAAAUAAAACUAUGAUUCUUGGACUGUUUGAAAAGGAUGUGAAGCUUUUAGUGGAAUAAGCGUUGGAGAGCUGUAAGGAGGGGAUUCAGUGCCGUGUGUCCCUCUUUGCUUACUUUACUUGACGGCAGAGCAGCGACGAUCUGCGGUCGCCAUGGGAGACCGCUGGAUCGCACCGCACCGCCCACAAAUGUUUGUCGUUGCAACCGUGUGCACUCAAGGCAGACGCAUGCUGUGACCUUUUGACUGUGUAGCAGUAUUGUUGUCGCCAUCUUUGUUACAUUUUGAAAUUACUCGCUUUUUUGAAAAUAAAGACAUUGAUUAAAUAUGCUUUUUUUGAAAUGGAUCACAGGCUGUGACUGAAGAAUUGAUCACCGUGUAUAGAUUAGAUAUCAGGGCGGCAUUUUUACUCAUUAACACAGGCCCCCUGGAGCCAAGGCCCAUCCUGUUAUGAUCAAUGAGGCGCAGUGUAUGCUAUGCAGCCUUGAAACCACCACCCUCACUGGUUUGUUUAUCACUGCCAAGCUGUUUGCGGAUGUGGCCGUUUAAAUGCAGGGCCACUCAGUCCCCAGUGCUUGUUUGUCAUGUAUGUUGUGAUUAUUGUGCAGCGCGCUAAACAGUGUGCGCUAACCUUGGCCUGUGUAAUGCAUACUAAAGAGGGGCCCUAAUAGGAAUGGAAUGACAGCUCGUGUGGAGAGGGGAGGACUGGUCAUAGGAGAGAGAAGUAGACCAGUGUGUGGCCCCCUCUGGGUGCUCAAGCUGUGCAUUGGUGCUUUUUAUAGGGUCCCCCAGCCUGAAGAUGUCUGCUUUGGUUUCCUAGACACAGGGAAUUGCAUAUAUAUGAGUGAAAUGCAAAUAAGGAAUGAUGUAAAAGGGUUAGCCUAGCCUAGCCCUGGACCUGCUCUUCUUCAGUUGGAUUUGGUUAGGUGUUUCUGCAACCUGACGUGUGUUUACUGUGUUAGUCCUAUGUGGCUGUAGCAGUAGAAACAACCCUCAGAGUCUGCUUUAGAUUAUGAGGGAGAAUCUGUGGCUCUAAUUGAAGACACAGUUCAAAGGCCGCCAGAAUCCACACGGGUCUGGUCUGCAGGCAACACCUCUGAGCAGGAUCUGGUUACACUGAGUGAACUUGAUGGGAGGGAUCAGCUGAGUAUGAUUGCUCUCUUUAGGGAGGAAGAGGUUGUUGGAUUUUAGAGUUGGAGGAAGGAUAGGUCAGAGAGAGAAGGAGGGGAAGAUAAGAAGGGCAGGGACUUGGAAGAACUCGGAUCAGGUGUUCAUUUGUCGCUUGAGAAGUAAAACAGAAAUACCAAUUUUCCAGUAGAUCUAGAAUCUUCCUUAAUUGUUUACUCUUCACCUUUAAAAUUCACACACUGUUUCUUUGUCUUGUUUCCUGUCUCCCUCUUCUCCAACUACGCUAUUCAUCUUUUGUUUAUUACAAAGUAUUAAACAAAUACGAGAACUGUAAAAUCAGAAUGGAAUCUGUCACUCUUUAUUUUUAAAUUUUCUCUCUUUCUCUUGUGUCUGUUCUUUGUCCUGUUUGUAUCCUACUCCAUCGUACAUGUGGAGCUGAUUGACUAUUGUGUGCUUUGGGGAUUGAAAGAGGAAAAAAAAUAUGAAUAAUUUUUUCAGUCAUUAAUUCUGAACCUUGUUUCUGUUUGUUGUAUCAUGUCCGAGUAAAGGUUUUAAUACUGUA
This is a messenger RNA of Lates calcarifer (barramundi perch), 7844 nucleotides long. RefSeq names its product retinoic acid receptor RXR-beta-A. Lineage: Eukaryota; Metazoa; Chordata; Actinopteri; Centropomidae. The record is from RefSeq and is a predicted model, not a curated record. Gene Ontology annotation, cellular component: nucleus; RNA polymerase II transcription regulator complex. Gene Ontology annotation, biological process: positive regulation of transcription by RNA polymerase II; retinoic acid receptor signaling pathway; response to retinoic acid. The transcript is spliced from 13 exons. Gene Ontology annotation, molecular function: nuclear steroid receptor activity; retinoic acid-responsive element binding; nuclear receptor activity. Bases 277 to 1689 code for a protein of 470 amino acids.